AUGGCUGUGAAUGUAUAUUCAACCAGCGUAACAACAGAGAAUCUUAGCAGGCAUGAUAUGUUGGCCUGGGUUAAUGAUUGCCUCAUGUCAAAUCUAACAAAGAUUGAGGAAAUGUGCACUGGAGCUGCAUACUGCCAAUUUAUGGAUAUGCUUUUUCCAGGUUCAAUGAUGGUGAAGAAAGUCAAAUAUAAAACAAACCUUGAGCAUGAAUACAUCCAGAACUUCAAACUUCUUCAAGGAUCCUUUAAAAAAAUGAAUGUGGACAAGAUUAUCCCUGUGGACAAGUUAAUCAAGGGUCGCUUCCAGGACAACUUUGAAUUUCUUCAAUGGUUCAAGAAAUUCUUUGACGCCAACUACGAUGGUUCACCCUAUGAUGCCGUUGAAGCUCGCGGUGGCGAAGUUUUGGGUCUUGGGCCAGCAACGCAAGGUGGAUCCCAGUCUCAUUUGGGAGGAUCGGGUCGGCACUCGCCGUCUACGGGGUCUUACUCGCGGCAGGCUUACAACAAGCCUGCCCCUCACAGAACUGGUAUAGCACAAGAAAUGGUUUUUCAUAUCAAAAGAUCCCCGUUGGCAUCUUUUAUCAUCCCGAUCGACAAGUUGGUGAAAGGUCGAUUUCAAGAUAAUUUCGAGUUCGUCCAGUGGUUUAAGAAAUUCUUUGACGCCAAUUACCAAGGGCAGGACAUGGAUGGGUACAACGCUCUAGAGGUUCGCGGAGGCGAGCAAUUGGGCUGGGGAACCGGAGCCAACGCUCCGCGUUCAACUCACCCACCAAUUACCCCUGCUACCGCCCCUCGGGCCCCUCCUCAAGCGCUGGCCAGACCACAGGCUGCUCGGCCUGCUCCACCUAGAAAUAAUUCGACCCCAGCCUCCAACGUGAGUAAUGCAGGCAGAGGUGGUAUAAGUGCGGGAAUGAACGCUGCUGGGAAGAUGCACGAAGCUAAAAUUGAAGAUUUGAAUUCUCAAAUUAUGGAAAUGAAAUUGACGCUAGAAGGGAUGGAAAAAGAGCGUGAUUUCUAUUUCGGAAAACUUCGUGAUAUCGAGCUGCUAUGCCAAGACAUCACUCAAGAGGAUAAUCCGAUCAUUCAGAAGAUUUUGGCAAAGCUAUAUGCUACUGAAGAUGGUUUUGCAGCUCCUGAAGAAGUCGAAGGCGUCCCGCCCCCGGAAGAAGAAUAUUGAUUCAAAUUUGUUUUGUUUUUUUUUUUUUUUUGCUAUUCUCUCUCUCCUCCCCCUUUGUCACCUACCAAGUAAUUACUUUUCUUUUGCACCUUUUCACGACUUAAAGUAAAAAUCCCAUUCUUUUAUCUAAAGGCGAUUAUUACAUUAUGGUGAUGUUUGAAUCGUUUCGUUUUCGACUCUUUCUGCCUACUUGAGAUUCACAAUAAAACACCUGCUCGCGUUUGCGUUUUCAACAAUUGCGUAGCAGGGCAACGGCUAUUAAUGUACUGCAUGUAUUGGCGAAAGUUGACAUUCUGUGGAGGAGUAUGGUCAGUAGGGAAUAAACCAGUUUCUUUACUUGUUCAA
Daphnia magna is the source of this 1521-nucleotide messenger RNA. RefSeq names its product microtubule-associated protein RP/EB family member 1 (gene Eb1). Gene Ontology annotation, cellular component: microtubule organizing center; spindle midzone; microtubule plus-end. Gene Ontology annotation, biological process: regulation of microtubule polymerization or depolymerization; protein localization to microtubule plus-end; spindle assembly. Gene Ontology annotation, molecular function: microtubule plus-end binding. The record is from RefSeq and is a predicted model, not a curated record. NCBI's taxonomy places the organism in Eukaryota, Metazoa, Arthropoda, Branchiopoda, Diplostraca, Daphniidae.